Messenger RNA from Thalassophryne amazonica, 1776 nucleotides. RefSeq names its product amphoterin-induced protein 1-like. Gene Ontology annotation, cellular component: plasma membrane. Gene Ontology annotation, molecular function: protein binding. The transcript has 2 exons. The coding region runs from base 185 to 1702 and encodes 505 amino acids. NCBI's taxonomy places the organism in Eukaryota, Metazoa, Chordata, Actinopteri, Batrachoidiformes, Batrachoididae. The record is from RefSeq and is a predicted model, not a curated record.
ACACACAGCGGGGACACGGACGUGACAAAUCCACAGACCGCGUGCGUGGACGUGAACAGACAUGAUUUGGAUCAUGCAUGCUGUUCCCUCCGCUGUAAUACUCUGUCAUCAGAAGCUUGUAAACCUGACAUGUUUAUAGCUAGUGAAACAGUAACCUGAGAUCCUAUCCUUUGGGAACAGCAGGAUGUAUCCCAUAGAGUCACGUCUUCUAGGCAACACCAAUGGUGGAGGCAGCCGUUGCAACCCUGCAGCUGUAGCCUGGCUGAUUCCUUUGUGUGUUGGCUUCUCUCUCCCUGUGGCUACAUGCCCUCCCAACUGCAUUUGUGCCAGUGAUAUAAUUUCCUGCAGUGGCCACAAACUGUCCGCACUGCCCUUUGGUCUCCCAAACUAUGCCUCACGCCUCGAUUUGAGCCAUAACGCCAUUACUGUCCUACCAGUCGGAUGGGUUUCCCAGCCAUUUCACCGGCUCGCCACGUUAAUCCUCAGUCAAAACUACAUUGGCGAAAUUGAGGUGGAUGCCUUCGCCAAAAUGCCACAUCUCCUCCACUUGGAUUUAUCGUCAAACCAGCUGAUGGUGUUGAAUUCAUCCAUCUUCCACGGCCUGAAGGAAUUGAAAGAACUGUUGCUGUUUGGCAACCAAAUCUCCCGGAUCAACCCAGGCACCUUUACGGAUCUUUACAGCCUUCAGAAGGUCUACUUAUCUGGGAACAGACUGACAGCUUUCCCGCUGCACCUUUACAAGGAGCCUGGUGGACCUCUAAACCUGACCUUCCUGGAUGUGUCUUUCAACAGGCUCUCCAAAGUGCCUGUUCAGAACCUGUUGUUUCUCACUCGCCGUAGUGGAAUUUAUUUACAGGGAAACCCUUUGGUCUGUGACUGCGCUUUACUCGCCAUGUUGGAGUACUGGCUAUGGAAACAGUACCGCCCACUGCUGGAAUUUAGAAGUGAAUACCCAUGUAAAGAGGGUGGAGAACCUGAGUCAAAUUGUACUGUGUACCAACAGGGUGUUUCAGGUAACUCCCUUGUGACCCAUACUUACCAAGUAAAUCCGGGAGAAUGGCUAAGUGUGCCAUGUCCAGGAUUGGAAUCUCCCACACAGGGGGAAUUGGUAGUGUUCUGGAUCACACCAAGAGAAGUGGUGAAUUCAUCUGCCAAUGGAACAAGCAGUCACAUCCAAGUCCUCCCUAAUGGCACCCUUGAAAUCCAAAAAGCACUUGUGGAGGAUUCUGGUACAUACUGGUGUGUGGCAGCCCGCAAUUGGAACUAUGACCCCAAGAAGUCUCCUGAGGUCCGAGUGAUUGUCGGGAACUUUACCCCUGCUUCCGUCAGUGGCUUGGCAUAUGGCAGCGGUGGGGAGCACUUCAACACGGCGUUCACCACGUUGGCUUCCUGUGUGGCCAGCAUUGUACUUGUGCUACUAUACCUCUACCUCACUCCAUGUCGAUGCUGGGAAAGCAGAGGCGGGGCAUCAAGAGGGUGUGGUGAACGAGCCAUUGCCCUGUGUUCAGAUCCCAGGGAGGUAGAACCAGCUCAGCGGAGAUCAAAGAGGGUGGCUUUCUUGGAACCUCAAGUGGAUGACUUGAACAUUAGCAACCAAAAAACGCCCAUGAUUAACCUGGGUCACGUUACCACUGAGGGAAUUCUCAAAAAUGGAUGUAGAACAGUGGGACAGAACUUCACAGACCCUGCUCACAUGGGAUAACAAGAAACAAACACCUGUUCACCAUCUUAUAUUCUUAGACUCUGAGCCUGAGCAUGUUGUUUUUGUCUUGGUUU